AAAGUAUAAAAGCAGGGCUCUUUUUGGAACUUCACAAAAUCUUCCUCUGAGAUUCCGAAGGCAACAAUCUGAGAACCAAGGUUCAUCAUGGCAAUGCUGAAAAGUCUUCUACUUCUUUUCAUUGUGUUCUCCAUGGGGAAUGCAGAUGUUUAUGUAGUUGAAAAAUGCCCCUAUGGAUGGACAAAUUUUGGAGUCCGAUGCUUCAAGUUCUUCUCUCAGGCAGUUAACUGGAUCACAGCAGAGAAAAACUGCCAAAAGGAGGAUGCAAAUCUCGCGUCUGUGCAGAAUAAACUGGAGAAUGACUUUCUGAUUAGUCUGUUGCCUUCUUCUUCCACACUAUGUUGGAUUGGUGCUCAUGAUGGUGUACAAGAAAACUCGUGGCUGUGGAGUGAUGGAUCUCUCUAUGACUACACCAACUGGUGCGCUUGGGAACUGCCUAACAAUACUGGUUCAGUUGAGGACUGUGGAGAGAUCAACUGGACCUCUAACCGUUGCUGGAAUGACAGAGACUGUUCAAACUCAAUUGGCUAUGUUUGUGCUAAAGAUCUGUGAGAUCAUAUGCAGUCAUUCUGCUCCACAGUUAUUUUGAUUGUACUAAAUUUACAUUUUCCAAUCUUAUCUUUACAAAAUGUUCUGAACUUUAAUCUCUUCCUACUGACACAUUCCUCAAAUCAAUAAAAGCAUUAAA
Labeo rohita (rohu) is the source of this 688-nucleotide messenger RNA. RefSeq names its product ladderlectin. The transcript has 6 exons. NCBI's taxonomy places the organism in Eukaryota, Metazoa, Chordata, Actinopteri, Cypriniformes, Cyprinidae. The record is from RefSeq and is a predicted model, not a curated record. The coding region runs from base 88 to 552 and encodes 154 amino acids. Gene Ontology annotation, molecular function: signaling receptor activity.